AUGAGGGCCAUUUUGUCCUCUCUCUCUUUGGUCGGAUUCUUUAGUGUGUUUGUUUUGUACGUGCAAAGAGUAUACUUUUCGCAAAGUAUUCUGGUCAUCCCUUCCGCAAAAAAUUGGUCCCAGCUACAGCAGGGAUAUCUGCAGGGCGCAUUUUAUUUUGGAUAUCUGCUUGUCCAGAUAUUAGCGGGCAUCCUGUGCAAAGCCAUUGGUGGACGUCGGCUUUCCGCGCUUUCAAUGUUUUUUUCCGCAAUCACAUUUGCAAUGAUCCCAGCUGCCGCAGAAAACUAUCCCUUUGCUAUUUUGAUCCUGCUGCGAACAAUCAUGGGCGCAUCGCAGGGUGUUCUUUACCCUGCCAUCAUGGCAGUUUUGGGGAUAGAAAUCCCCAAAAACUCCAAAUCGACCGUUGUCAAUUUUGUGUUUUCUGGAGGACAGGCGGGCAGCAUUUUUGUUUUGCUCGUAUCGCCGUUUCUGUUCAAACUGCUGACCGUUUUCAUCACCUCAAACAACAUUAAGUCUCUUGUUGCAUGGCAGCUGCAGUUUAUAGUUCUCGGUGUUCUCGGCAUCAUUGUCACCAUUGCAUGGGUACUUUAUAUGCUGACUGCUGCUGCGUUUUCUCCAAAAGGCUCUGGCGGCACUGGGGAUCAGCAAUACCAUUGCGAGCCUGAGAUGUCAUGGGUAUUUAUCUUUUCGCAAAAGGCAUUCUGGGCGUAUGUGGGUGCAUGUGUUGCCUACAACUGGUUCAUGAUGAUUGUGAUCUCUUUCCUUCCAAAGCUCCUGCGCUUCUUGCUGCAUUUUGGCACGGACCAGCAGCAGCUUUUGUCGGCCAUCCCAUAUUCCUGCUUUUGGGUGCUUACCGUUUUUACGGGCAUCCUUACCGAUUAUCUUGUGUCCAAAAAGUAUCUUUUGCACGACAUUAGGAGGGGAAUGGGCAUAUUUGGGUAUCUGCUUUGCGCCAUUUUGCUGUUUACUUUGGGCAUCUUUUUUGGGCCCCCCACACACGCUUACGGAAAUGUUGUGAAUUUUGCACUAAUUUCAGCAGUCGUGUCCGUUUCAGGCGUGUGUAAAAGCUCCUUUGGCCCAAACGGCCUGGACCUGUGCAGGUCUCCAGUAAACAUUGGCAAAAUAACGGGAGCGGCGUUCUUUUCUGUUUCGGUGGUCGGGAUAAUCUCGCCAAUGGUUGCCUCUGCCCUUUUCCAAGCCGGGGGAUGUACAGAUACACUUGCCGAACCCGCAUCGUGCUACAUGGCAUGGAGGAUAAUUUUUCUCAUUUCCGCCAUAAUGAAUCUAAGUGCUGCAGUACUUUGGGGAGCAUGGCUUUCAACUUCUCCCAUCCCAAUUUCAGCGUAG
This is a messenger RNA of Mitosporidium daphniae, 1347 nucleotides long. RefSeq names its product sialin. Gene Ontology annotation, biological process: transmembrane transport. The record is from RefSeq and is a predicted model, not a curated record. Lineage: Eukaryota; Fungi; Microsporidia. The transcript has a single exon. The coding region runs from base 1 to 1347 and encodes 448 amino acids. Gene Ontology annotation, molecular function: transmembrane transporter activity.